CGCAUGGAACGUUUUAAGGGUCGUGGAAUAAUCGUGUGUGUAACUACUACUGUGUUCGUUUCUGAAUCAUCCUUUUUACAGACGGGCUAAGUAUCAUUUUGAAAUGGUCACAUGAAGCUUUUGAUGAUCAGGUGGUACGAUGCGGCGCUUCCGUCUUUUUCGUCUCCUGUCUUCCUUCGUUUUCACCGUCUGUUGUCUGUUGCUGGUCAUCAACGGUUUCCUGAAGGUGAAUUUCCGUUUCGGCAUCGAAACCAGUUACUUCAAGUACCCUUCCACUCAGGUAGAAACCAGAAUAGAUCUUCCACGAUACUACCCCGAACGGCCAUGGUUCAUGAGGGGAGGAGUCAUCAGGCCUUCCGAAAUUCGCAUAGGAGGUCCUCCGGGUCGCCUGUGGCCUCACGAAUCCGGAGGAGACAGGAUUGUCAACCAAUUGAUGUACGUGCCUCCAGGAUACGCCUCCCAUCGCAACAUCACUCCAACGCCGCUCAAGAAGAUCGUUCUAUACUUCGGCAGAAGGGGUUGGAGCGAACUUCCGAUGGGACGGACUGCUUUCAUCCGGGACAGAUGUCCCGUCGACACUUGCGAAAUUUCCGCGGAUCAGAAGAAAGCAGCCUCGGCAGACCUGGUUCUUUUCAAGGACAGAUAUGCCGCUGUCUCUUACAAAAGGUCUCCUCAGCAAAUAUGGUUAUUGUUCCUGUUAGAAUGUCCCCUGCACACACAAUCCUUCGCAGACAUAGGUGGCCUUUUCAACUGGACGGCUUCCUAUCGUCAUGAUUCAGACAUCGUCGCUCCUUACGAAAAGUUCGUUCCAUUCCCUGGGCACAAGAAAGGCGAGUUGAGAAGAAAUUAUGCUGCUGGAAAAACGAAGAAAGUCGCUUGGUUUGUUUCAAACUGCGCGGCGAGAAACAAACGACUACAGUAUGCUCGUCAGCUGGCUCAACAUAUCCAAGUAGAUAUGUUCGGGAAGUGUAGUAAGCAGCGAUGUCCGAAAAUGAACAAUUUCUGCUUCCAGAUGUUGAAUAGAGAAUAUAAAUUUUAUCUGGCAUUUGAAAACUCAAACUGCAAGGAUUAUAUUACAGAGAAGUUCUUUAUUAAUGGCUUGGGCCAUGACAUAGUCCCAAUUGUAAUGGGAGCCCGUCCAGAGGAUUAUGCAAAAGUAGCCCCUCCACACUCUUACAUCCACGUAGAAGAGUUCGCGGGUCCGAAGGAGCUUGCGCAGUACCUGCACCUGCUGGAUAAGAACGAUACUCUCUACAAUUCGUACUUCCAAUGGAAGAAUACGGGUGAAUUCAUCAACACUAGGUUCUGGUGCCGACUGUGUGCCCUGCUACACGCUCCCGUAGUGCCUAAAGUGUAUACGGAUAUCCAGACCUGGUGGGCAGGAAAAGGUACCUGUACUACCGACGAAUGGCGUAGUCCCCAGUCAAAAUCAGUUGGAGGUAGCAGCACAGUUACCUUAAAUGGCAUUCCGUAG
Uloborus diversus is the source of this 1474-nucleotide messenger RNA. Its product is annotated as glycoprotein 3-alpha-L-fucosyltransferase A-like. Gene Ontology annotation, molecular function: alpha-(1->3)-fucosyltransferase activity. The transcript is spliced from 5 exons. Gene Ontology annotation, cellular component: membrane. The record is from RefSeq and is a predicted model, not a curated record. Bases 140 to 1474 code for a protein of 444 amino acids. NCBI's taxonomy places the organism in Eukaryota, Metazoa, Arthropoda, Arachnida, Araneae, Uloboridae.